UGAUUGGUCGAGCGGCGUGUCAAUCACUCACAGCGCGCUAGGGGUUGUCUGGCUCUCGCUGUUAGCAUGCUAAUGUGUAAAGCAGCAAACUCUUAAGUCAACUUUGCCUUGUGCGGCAGCAUGGAAACGAACGCGAGCAGGUAGUUGACUGAAUCAGCAACAAAGUUGAAUUCAUCGAAAAUUAAGCGGACGGAUCCUACGAAACGCAGCCAACAAAUGUCCGGGCAUAUUUGCUCUCCCGACAAGUGCAAGAAGUUCCUAGUUUACAUGGAAUAACGCUUGCUGUGCUGUGUGUGUGUCGCCGGGACUUUAAUACUUCUGAAGUCAGCUUGAAAGAGCAUUUGAGGACGAUGAAUCUGUCUUUUGACGACCCGUCACUGGACACCCUGGACUCCAGUUUGUCUUUACACGAUCCGAGUGAUAUCGACACGGCUCUGCUCAGUGACAUUGAUGAUAUGCUCCAGUUUAUCAACAACCAGGACAUAGAGUUUGGAGGGCUGUUCGAUCACCCUACAUUUCCUGCCCCCGCAGCUCCCACGCAGGACCUCUCAGUCCUGCCCCACUCCAGCCCUUCCUCUCCUCCACCCAGCUCUUCUACACCCACCAAAACCUCCUCCAUCCUCAGCAGCAGCCCCCACCUGGAUGCCCUGCUGGGACCCCCCAUCACCCGAAGCUCCUCCAUCCCGGACAAGGUGUUCCACCCUCCCACUUUCCAGCAGUCUCCUUUGGCACAGCUGACCUCCACCCCCGCGAACCCCACCACACUACAGACCACGCAGCCCAAAGCUCAGCCUGCUCCAUCUCCCAGCCUCCAUCCUUCCACCCCGCCAGCCCCGAUCCAAGCUGUCCCAGCUGGGAAGAGUCCUUCCUUUGGUGCUACCCAGCAGGCCCUCUUCAGCUCACCGACACCCCAACCACAGCAGCAGCAGCCCGUGGUCACUUACCCCAACCAGAACGGUUAUACUGCUGUCACCCAGCAGAGCUCCCCUCAGCCAAUCUCGAGUCUAUCCACAUCUCUACAGAACGUUCAGCCAAUGGCCAUCCAAGCCCAGGUGCAGAGCCUCUCGGCUUCGCCAAUCCUGACCACCUCGUCCAGCCCUCCAACACAGACCAUCUCCCCUCAGGUUCAGCAGGUUCAGCAGGUUCCUGUUUUGUUGCAGCCGCAGUUCAUUAAGGCAGACUCUCUCUUACUCACAACUCUAAAGCCUGAUGCAUGUAUGGUAACAACAGUCGCGUCACCCUGCAUCACAUCGCUGGCUACAUCCACGGCACCAGUCCAGAACACCUCACUGCAGGCACUAAUGAGUGGAGGCACCAUCCUGACCACCGUUCCGCUGGUGGUGGACACAGAGAAGCUGCCCAUCAAUCGCAUCACCAUCAGCGGGAAACUAGGCGGCCAGCCGCACAAGGGCGAGAAACGCACAGCCCAUAACGCCAUUGAAAAACGCUACCGCUCUUCCAUCAAUGACAAGAUCAUUGAGCUCAAAGACCUGGUGGCUGGGACAGAAGCUAAGCUCAAUAAGUCGGCCGUGUUGCGGAAAGCCAUUGACUUCAUUCGCUACCUUCAGCAGUCCAACCAAAAACUAAAGCAGGAGAACAUGGCACUCAAAAUGUCCAUUCAGAAGAACAAGUCUCUGAAGGACCUUGUGAUCAUGGAGGUGGAUGUGAAACCAGAAAUCCCCACCCCUCCAGCAUCAGAUGUCGGCUCGCCUCAAUCCAGCGGCCCCUUCUCGCACCACGGCAGUGACUCAGAGUCAGACAGCCCGAUGGAAGAAGACAACAAGCCUGUGGUUGAGAGGGCUGGAGGAAUGCUGGACCGCUCGCGCAUGGCUCUGUGUGCCUUCACCCUGCUCUUCCUAUCCUUUAAUCCAUUGGCGUCUCUGCUGUGUGGUGGCUGGAGCAGCUCUGGGACGACUGUCUCUGGACACACAGGAAGGAGUAUGCUGGCAGUGCAGGAUGCAGCCGAGUCUUGGGGUUGGUUGGAUUGGAUGUUGCCCACUCUUCUGGUGUGGCUGUUGAACGGUGUUCUGGUCGCUGGAGUUUUGAUCCGCCUGCUCGUGUAUGGAGAACCUGUGACCAGACCUCACUCAGAAUCAUCUGUCCUCUUCUGGAGACACCGCAAACAGGCCGAUCUGGAUCUAGCCAGGGGCGACUUUGCUCAGGCCUCUCAGAACCUCUGGACGUGUCUCAAAGCUCUUGCUCGCCCUCUGCCCACGUCUCAGCUGGACCUGACCUGUGCUGUGCUGUGGUCCGCCCUGCGUCUGUGUCUGCAGAGACUGUGGGUGGGCCGCUGGCUAGCCAGCCGUGCCGGAGCCAUCCGUUCCAAUCGCCCCCUACAGGAAGAUGCCCGUAAGAGCUGCCGUGACGCCGCCUUGGUCUACCAUCGUCUACACCAACUCCACAUGACCGGCAAGCUCGGAGGAAGCCACCUCUCUGCAAUCCACAUGGCACUGAGCGCUCUCAACCUGGCCGAGUGUGCAGGAGACUGUCUCCCUGUUGCCACACUGGCAGAAAUCUAUGUGUCUGCAGCCCUACGGGUUAAAACCAGCCUUCCCCGCCUACUUCACUUCACUACUCGUGUGUUCUUGAGCAGCGCUCGGCAGGCCUGUCUGUCGCCCAGUGGCAGCGUCCCUCCUGCCAUGCAGUGGUUGUGUCACCCGCUGGGUCAUCGUUUCUUUGUGGACGAGGACUGGUCCAUUCGCAGCACCCCUAAAGAGAGCAUCUACAGCCAGGCGGGAAACUCAGUUGACCCGCUGGCUCAGGUGACCCAGGCGUUCCGCGAGCAUCUGUUGGAAAAGGCCCUGUACUGCGUGGCACAGCCGCGAGGCGACAAGAGCCUCUCUGAUGGAGAUGGUGAAUACUCAGACUCUCUGGAAUACCUGCAGUUGCUCACCAGCGCCUCAGACGCAGCAGGAGCCACGACACAGUCCUUCGCCAUCGGAUCAAACAUGGCCACUGUCACAGGAUGUGACCCUCACUCCAAAUGGUGGUCAUCGGUUGUCGUGGUGAUCAUUAAUUGGCUCCAGGGAGAUGACGUGGCGGCAGAGAGAUUGUACCCGGCGGUGGAGCACUUGCCACGCAGCCUUCAGACCGCUGAGAGUCCACUGCCCAAAGCCUGUCUUAACACUUUCAAAGCGGUGCGCUCCCUGCUGGCCAAACCAGAGAGCUACCAGCUCAGCCUCAGCUACUGUGAGAAAGCCAGCGGCCUGUUCAGAGACAGCCUCAACCUCGGCCCACACUACAGCACCAGCACACUAGACAAGCUGGUGCAGUUGCUGCUGUGUGAUCUGUUGUUGGUGACGCGCACUAAUGUGUGGCGGGAGCAGCAGGUGGCGUCUCAGCAGAGCUCCUCGACAGCCGCCUCGCCGGCAGAGCUGCAGGGUUUCCAGCAGGACCUCAGCUCGCUCCGCAAGCUCACCCAGAGCUUCAGACCAGCCAUGCGCAGGUUGUUCCUGCAUGAAGCCACAGCUCGGCUGAUGGCGGGAGCCAGUCCAACACGCACACACCAGCUCUUGGACCGCAGUCUGCGCCGCCGCGCCACAUCUGGAAGCAGAACAGAGGAGUGUGAGAUGCAUCCAGGCCAGCGGGAGCAGGCAGAGGCCGUGAUGCUGGCGUGCCGCUACCUGCCCCCUUACUUCCUGUCAGCUCCGGGCCAGAGGGUGGGCAUGCUGGUGGACGCCGCCCGGACACUGGAGAAACUAGGCGACAAACGCACCCUCCACGACUGCCCACAGAUGAUCAUCAAACUGGGCAGCGGAACGACCGUCACGUCCACCUAACCGACCACACACACUAAAGAGCACUUUACCAAACACACCCCAACACGCUCUUUAUUUCAGGCCUCAGUCAGUAUCAUCAAACAAUGCCAAGACUGUUUCGAAUCUCCCCAACAAUUCACAGCAGCAUAUUCAGAACCAAUGACGA
Messenger RNA from Cyprinus carpio (common carp), 3924 nucleotides. Its product is annotated as sterol regulatory element-binding protein 1-like. The record is from RefSeq and is a predicted model, not a curated record. Gene Ontology annotation, cellular component: nucleus. NCBI's taxonomy places the organism in Eukaryota, Metazoa, Chordata, Actinopteri, Cypriniformes, Cyprinidae. Gene Ontology annotation, biological process: regulation of transcription by RNA polymerase II. Gene Ontology annotation, molecular function: protein dimerization activity; DNA-binding transcription factor activity, RNA polymerase II-specific; RNA polymerase II cis-regulatory region sequence-specific DNA binding.